Messenger RNA from Jaculus jaculus (lesser Egyptian jerboa), 3360 nucleotides. It is a transcript of the gene Srrm3, whose product is annotated as serine/arginine repetitive matrix 3. NCBI's taxonomy places the organism in Eukaryota, Metazoa, Chordata, Mammalia, Rodentia, Dipodidae. The transcript has 16 exons. Bases 128 to 2089 code for a protein of 653 amino acids. The record is from RefSeq and is a predicted model, not a curated record. Gene Ontology annotation, molecular function: mRNA binding.
AGCUGGCCGAGCCGAGCCGAGCCGGGCGGAAGGAGCAGCCCGGGUCCACGGACUCGAGAGGCUUGGCACCAGCGCCCAGCAGAUUGUGGCGGUCAGCGGGGAGAGCCGGCUGCCGAGGACCGCCGCUAUGUCCUCCACCACCGUGAACAACGGCGCCGCCGGCAUGCCGUCCCCGCCGGACGCCGCCAACGGCUUCCCGCAGCCGGGAGCCUCCUCGGGAGCCUGGCCGCGGGCGGAGGAGGAGCUGCGCGCCGCCGAGCCGGGCCUGGUGAAGCGCGCGCACCGCGAGAUCCUGGACCACGAGCGCAAGCGGCGCGUGGAGCUCAAGUGCAUGGAGCUGCAGGAGAUGAUGGAGGAGCAGGGGUACUCAGAGGAGGAUAUCCGGCAGAAGGUUGGGACCUUCCGGCAGAUGCUGAUGGAGAAGGAGGGAGUGCUGAGCAGGGAGGACCGGCCUGGGGGCCACUGCGUGGUAGAGACGCCGCGACGCAUCAAAGGCUUGGAGCCGGGCUUAGAGUACGCGCCCUUCGAGGAGGACGAAGGCCCGGUGGACUGCGACUGUCCAGCCGCCUGCUACCGAGGGCACCGGGGGUACAGGACCAAGCACUGGUCCAGCAGUUCCGCAUCACCCCCUCCCAAGAAGAAGAAAAAGAAAAGUGGCCACCGGAGGAGCCGCAAAAAGAGGAGACUAGAGUCUGAAUGCAGCUGUGGGAGCGCCUCACCCCUGCGCAAGAAGAAGAAGAGCAUGAAGAAACACCACCGAGACAGGUCUGCUUCUGGCUCCCGGAGGAAGAGACGGCACAGAUCUCGAAGUCCCAAGAGCAAGAGAAAAGAGAAGAACAAAUGGCGGAAGAGGCCUCAUGCUGAGUCCCCAGGGCGGAGGUCUCACCGCCACAGCAGCGGCACUUCCCACAGCCCGUCUCUGUCUUCUCACUGCAGUGACUCCGGAUCGCCCAGCAGGCUGAGCCCCAAGCACCGAGAUGACGGGCGGAAGACGGGCAGCCAGCAGUCCAGCGAGAGCAGGUCGCCGUCCCCAUCGGAAGGCAGCGGAUGGGGGUCGCCCCAGCAGAACGGUGGCAGCCGGCAGCGGAGCGGAGCGCACGGGGACCGCCCCGGCUCGGCGCACAGCCCGCCGGAUAAGCCCAGCUCGCCUUCACCCAGGGCCCGCGACAAGGCGGCCAGCGCCGCGCCCACGCCGCCCGCGCGCGGGAAGGACAGCCAGAGCCCACGCUCGGCGAGGUCAUCUCAGGGCCGCGGAGGCCGCGCCGCGGGAGGGACCGGCCGGCGCCGGCGGCGGCGGCGGAGGAGGAGGCGGCGAUCGCGGUCCUCGGUAUCCGGGCCCCGCCGCAGGGGUCGACGGCGCGCCAGGCCCGCUCCGCCCCGGGGCUCGUCCCGCUCGCUCAGCCGGGUUCACUCGAGCAGCGACUCGGCCGGAGGUGUCCAGGGACCCGGGCCAGAGCCGGGCUCGGAGCGAGGCCACGGCGGACACGGGAAACGGGCAAAGGAGCGGCCCCCGCGCGCCCGGCCGGCCAGCAUCUCGCCGUCCCCAGGCCCGCACGGCCGGCGCGGUGGCGGCGCGGAGGGCAACAGCUCGUCUCGCAGCCCCGGCCCGCAUCCUCGAUCCUGGAGCUCCAGCUGCUCGCCCUCCAAAUCGCGCUCGCGCUCCCCAGAUAAGAGAACCCGCAGCCCCAGCCGCUCACCAUCGCCCAAGAAACCCCUGGGCCGGGACAAGGACAGCGAGGGCCGGGCGAGGCACGCCGAGGCCGAGGCCGCCCGCGCCCGGCGCCGAUCCCGCAGCUAUUCGCCCAUCCGCAAGCGGCGCCGCGACUCGCCCAGCUUCAUGGAGCCGCGGCGCAUCACCAGCGCCCGAAAGCGUCCCAUCCCCUACUACAGGCCGAGCCCGUCCUCUUCCUCCAGCGGCCUGAGCAGCGACUACUCCAGCCGGAGCCGCAGCCGCAGCCCGAGCCCGGGCCGCAGCCACGGGAGCUAUAGCAGCCGCAGUCGCGCGACCCGCAGCCGCACGCGCAGCCCCUCCAGGACCCCCAGUGCCAGCUACCACAGCAGGAGCAGUUCUGAGAGUGGGGGCUUCUGAGCCCAGACAGACCCAGCUGGGGGGAGGGGUCCCCCUGGCACAAGGAGAGGCUGAACUCCCACCUAGGACCUGGGGAGGAAGGGGGCUGUGACAUCCCCCCCCCCCAAACACACUGCAAUUGAGAGGUUCUGGGGUUGGGGAACAGCAUGCGGGCAGAUGGGAUCAAGGAAGACCUCCAGAGUGGGCGUGCCACCCAGAAGGAGGAAACAGACUGUGCUGUCCCUUAAAGGGUGCCCACCUCCAUCUCUUGCCCACCCACCAUGCCCAGGGAUCAAAGAGCCUUUGCGAACAUAGGGAUUGCCCUGUUCCUCUUCCUGCUUGAGGCCUGCCUGGGGCCCCGUUGCCCACGUAUGGUACAAGAGUCCACAAUAGGCUGUUACUUCAGCUCAGCUCACUGGACCAUGGCACCUCUCCAAAGGUGCCAAGGCUGGGAGACCCCUCUCCAAUCCGUACACUCCAUAGCACAGUUCUCUCUCUCUCCCUCUCCCUCUUUCCCCCUCUCCCUCCCUCCCUCCCUCUUUCUGUCUCUCAUGGACCACAAGGUGACUAUAAGUAAACCAGACGGAAGGAAGAAUGGGCCGACCCUCGGUGUAGGCUGGGGCGUUCACUCUUGGUCCAGUCUCUCCAGCCCUCACACCAAGCCCAGAUCAAAACCAAAGCUAGCAGAUCUUCAAGCAGGACAAGAGAUGAGGGGGUGUGUGGGGAGGGGGCGGGUGGAAUUCAGACCACCCUAAGGUCAAAGACGGGGUGGUUCAGACCAAGAGGUGAAAGAGAACACGGGUAGACAACGGAGGAAUUUUUGAGCGUGGGGUCGUCGUGAAGGUGGGAAGAGUGGAAAACAUCCUUAGUAUGCAGCCGCCCCCCCCCCCCAAGAGGAGGGCACAGCCCGGUGGUAUCUGGGACAUGACAGGUACAGGAUAACAUGCAAUGAGCUUUGGGGCAUCCCCAAGACAGGUUUUGUUCCCAGGCUUUGGUGGGACAGGGUCAGCAAAGGUUUCCCCCCCACACACACCCAGAGCAGGAGCAAGUAGGCUUCAGGCAAGGCUCUUGGCCUGGGGACAUCGACCAGGAAGCAGCGGCCCCCCAGCCCCCUCCUCCAGGGGCCCUCAGGGAUUACACAAAGUCUUCCUUGGCCCAACAGGGCAGAUGCCCUGGGCUCUGGUGGGGGGGGGAGGGGUCUGGGGUCUGGUCCGGGUUGCACCCUCUCUCAAUUUCCCCCUCCCUUUCUCGGCGGUGCGGAUAACGAUUGGACUCUUAAUAAAAACACUAGG